UCCCGAAGAAAGUCAAUUCAAUUCAACGUUGGCGGUACGGAGCCGCUGCCGCAUCGUCGAUCCGUCAGCGCUGCAGGUCACCGACCGCGCCCGCAGCUCGACGUCACCUCUAUCGAACGGGAGAUCAAGCCUACACCCAGUCGUGGACCAUCCCCUCCACCCCCGCAAACCUACGAGAGAGGUGUUUCGUUCGACACAUUCGAUAACCCGGAUGCGGCCGACUUCUCCCUGACUCUCAACUACAAACACAAAGGCUAUCAGUCGACCCGGCGCAGUCGAACCUUCUUGUGCGGCACUGACCAGAAUGAUUACUCCGAUUUCGCACUGGAAUGGCUUAUCGAUGAGCUUGUCGAUGACGGUGAUGAGAUUGUCUGUCUUCGCGCAGUGGAGAAGGAUUCCAGUAUCGCCAGCGACGCCGCGGUCGAAGCGGGGAAAUACCGGAAGGAAGCGGAGAAGCUUUUUGAACAGGUGAUCCAGAAGAACAGCCAGAAUGAGAAAGCCAUCAGCUUAGUGUUGGAGCUUGCGGUGGGCAAAGUCCAGGAGAUCAUCCAACGCAUGAUUCGGAUCUAUGAGCCGGCUGUUCUCAUCGUCGGCACCCGAGGUCGUAACCUAGGAGGUGUGCAGGGACUGCUGCCUGGAUCAGUAUCCAAGUACUGUCUGCAGCAGUCACCCAUUCCUGUAAUCGUGGUUCGGCCAUCGACGAAGCGCGAGAAAAAGAAGAAGAAGCGUCUCGCCGAUCCCACCCGACGCGGAUACAACAACAUCCUCGAGAUGAGUGAGCGCCGCGGGAGCCAUAUCUUCGACCGCAGUACCAGUCGUGACAGCAGUGUGUCGAAGCUGCCCGACGAGGAGGCGGCGGUGGCAGCCGCUUUAGGGUUACCUCGGUCGUACACGAACUCGCGCACCUCGCUGUCGACGUCUGAGAGAAGCAGUGUCAGUCACGAUGAAUCAGCCUCGUUGAAUGGCUUGGUGGAAGCUGCCACACCAAGUCCUAGUUCGGGAAGUCUGGAGAAUUCCGUGGACGGAAGUGGGUCGGACGACGAACCGACAGUGAUGCACAUGGAGGACGAGGCGAGCGGAACACACUCUCCG
This is a messenger RNA of Aspergillus saccharolyticus JOP 1030-1, 1092 nucleotides long. Its product is annotated as universal stress protein. The record is from RefSeq and is a predicted model, not a curated record. The annotation marks the transcript as partial. Lineage: Eukaryota; Fungi; Ascomycota; Eurotiomycetes; Eurotiales; Aspergillaceae. The transcript is spliced from 2 exons.